This is a messenger RNA of Owenia fusiformis, 1306 nucleotides long. The record is from the annotation of a GenBank genome assembly. NCBI's taxonomy places the organism in Eukaryota, Metazoa, Annelida, Polychaeta, Sabellida, Oweniidae.
ACACAUUGUCUGUUGAUGCCACAGGAGCAGCUCUUACCUCCACUACGAUCUGGGGCGCUUUGAGGGGAUUGGAAACCUUCAGUCAGAUUGUCUAUCAGACUGCACAAGGAACAUUCCAAGUGAACAGUACCAUGAUUGAUGAUGCACCAAGGUUCUCCCAUAGAGGGAUCCUACUGGACACUUCCAGACAUUUCCUCUCAGUCAACGUCAUCAAGGAACAUAUUGAAGCAAUGGCCCAGAACAAAUUCAAUGUGUUCCACUGGCACAUAGUUGAUGACAAUUCAUUCCCGUAUGAGAGCCCCCGCUUCCCAGACUUGAGUGCCAAGGGUGCGUAUGAUCCAUUCACUCAUGUGUACAGCCAGGCUGAUAUUGCAGACAUCAUAGAGUUCUCAAGACUGAGGGGUAUUAGAGUCAUUCCAGAAUUCGACACUCCAGGCCACACCCAAUCCUGGGGUAAAGGGCAGCCAGGUCUUCUUACUCCAUGUUACAAAGACUCAAAGACUCCUUCAGGGUCAUAUGGCCCAAUUGACCCCACCAACAAUGCCACCUAUGAUUUCCUUAAAGAUCUUCUGACAGAGCUUUUCAAGGUGUUCCCAGACAAGUACAUACAUCUAGGAGGAGAUGAGGUCUCUUUCACAUGCUGGGCUAGCAAUCCCAAUAUAGCAACUUUUAUGACUAAGAUGGGAUUUGGGAAAGACUUCUCCAAACUGGAACAAUAUUAUGAACAAAACUUGCUAAACCUAAUCGCAGGUUUAAAAACGGGGAAUGAGUACAUCAUCUGGCAGGAAGUCAUUGACAAUGGCUGUACAGUGAAACCUGACACAGUGGUUCAAGUGUGGAAAGGUGGUUACCAGGCAGAUAUGAACAAAGUUACAAAACUUGGCUACCAUACAAUACUAUCCUCCCCAUGGUAUCUCAACUACAUAUCAUAUGGAGCAGAUUGGCCAAAGUACUAUGCCAUUGAACCUUUAGAUUUUAAUGGUACAGCUGCUCAAGAAGCACUUGUGAUUGGUGGAGAGGCUUGUAUGUGGGGAGAGUAUGUAGAUGAUACAAACCUCAUUGCAAGAAUGUGGCCUCGUGCAGGAGCAGUGGGAGAGAGACUUUGGAGCCCAAAGGAGGUAAAUGAUAAAAAUGCAGCUGCUCCAAGAAUAGAAGAACACAGAUGCAGAAUGCUCAGGAGAGGUCUUAAUGUUGAACCAAUCAACGGACCCGGCUACUGCAAGUAUGAGGCAAGACCCAACAAUUAAGAUAUCCAUGAUGUACAAACCAAGUGAAGUACAUCUCAAGAUAACAAGGACAAAUAUGU